UUCUUUUGACAAAUCAUAGUUUCCAUCACUUGUCAAAGGUUGAUUUCACCGGGAAUUUAGACAAGUCUGCCAAAAUAUAUACAUAAAAAAUAUCAGAAAGUAUGAAUUUGUUAAUCACAAAUUUGUAAAUAAGCAAAUUAUAAUUUCUGAUAUUGAGAAAAUAGUUCUUGGCUAUGUCCGCAACGAGAGCUGCAGGUUUGGUCAUAUACAGAAAAAGCAAUGAAUAUAUACAAUUUCUUUUGCUUCAAACAUCUUAUGGCCAACACCAUUGGACUCCACCAAAAGGCCAUGUGGAUCCAGGAGAGUCAGAUUGGGUAACAGCAUUAAGAGAAACAAAAGAAGAAGCUGGACUGUCAGAAAAUGAUUUAGAGAUUCAUCGAGAUGUUACUAAAACUCUUAACUAUGCAGUGAAUGGGAAACCAAAGGCAGUUGUCUACUGGUUGGCUAAAUUAAAAAAUCCAGAACAAAAGAUAACAUUGUCUGAUGAGCAUCAAGAUCUAAAAUGGCUGCAAUUGAAAGAAGCACAAGAGAUAUCUGGCUUUGAAGAUAUGAAUAAACUUUUAGAAGAAUUUCAUGUGAAGGCUCUCAAACUUGCUUAGCAAAUAUAUAUUAUUAUAAGUGAUAUUUUUAUUUCCAGUUGUAAUAAAUAAAAUUUAGUGAUGAUCAUA
This is a messenger RNA of Danaus plexippus (monarch butterfly), 668 nucleotides long. RefSeq names its product bis(5'-nucleosyl)-tetraphosphatase [asymmetrical] (gene Apf). Gene Ontology annotation, biological process: ATP biosynthetic process; AMP biosynthetic process. NCBI's taxonomy places the organism in Eukaryota, Metazoa, Arthropoda, Insecta, Lepidoptera, Nymphalidae. Gene Ontology annotation, molecular function: bis(5'-nucleosyl)-tetraphosphatase (asymmetrical) activity. The transcript has 4 exons. The record is from RefSeq and is a predicted model, not a curated record. The coding region runs from base 174 to 599 and encodes 141 amino acids.